AUGUGUCUGACCACUGUUGGUGAUGAGCUGGAUGCUGCAAUAUGUCUGACAACUGUUGGUGAUGAGCUGGAUGCUGCAAUGUGUCUGACAACUGUUGGUGAUGAGCUGGGUGCUGCAAUAUGUCUGACAACUGUUGGUGAUGAGCUGGUUGCUGCAAUAUGUCUGACAACUGUUGGUGAUGAGCUGGGUGCUGCAAUAUGUCUGACAACUGUUGGUGAUGAGCUGGGUGCUGCAAUAUGUCUGACAACUGUUGGUGAUGAGCUGGUUGCUGCAAUAUGUCUGACAACGGUUGGUGAUGAGCUGGGUGCUGCAAUAUGUCUGAUAACUGUUGGUGAUGAGCUGGUUGCUGCAAUAUGUCUGACAACGGUUGGUGAUGAGCUGGGUGCUGCAAUAUGUCUGAUAACUGUUGGUGAUGAGCUGGUUGCUGCAAUAUGUCUGACAACGGUUGGUGAUGAGCUGGGUGCUGCAAUAUGUCUGAUAACUGUUGGUGAUGAGCUGGUUGCUGCAAUAUGUCUAACAACAGUUGGUGAUGAGCUGGAUGCUGCAAUAUGUCUGACAACUGUUGGUGAUGAGCUGGGUGCUGCAAUAUGUCUGACAACGGUUGGUGAUGAGCUGGGUGCUGCAAUAUGUCUGAUAACUGUUGGUGAUGAGCUGGGUGCUGCAAUAUGUCUGAUAACUGUUGGUGAUGAGCUGGGUGCUGCAAUAUGUCUAACAACUGUUGGUGAUGAGCUGGGUGCUGCAAUAUGUCUGACAACUGUUGGUGAUGAGCUGGGUGCUGCAAUAUGUCUGACAACUGUUGGUGAUGAGCUGGUUGCUGCAAUAUGUCUAACAACAGUUGGUGAUGAGCUGGAUGCUGCAAUAUGUCUGACAACUGUUGGUGAUGAGCUGGGUGCUGCAAUAUGUCUGAUAACUGUUGGUGAUGAGCUGGGUGCUGCAAUAUGUCUAACAACAGUUGGUGAUGAGCUGGAUGCUGCAAUAUGUCUGACAACUGUUGGUGAUGAGCUGGGUGCUGCAAUAUGUCUGACAACUGUUGGUGAUGAGCUGGGUGCUGCAAUAUGUCUGAUAACUGUUGGUGAUGAGCUGGGUGCUGCAAUAUGUCUAACAACAGUUGGUGAUGAGCUGGAUGCUGCAAUAUGUCUGACAACUGUUGGUGAUGAGCUGGGUGCUGCAAUAUGUCUGACAACUGUUGGUGAUGAGCUGGGUGCUGCAAUAUGUCUGAUAACUGUUGGUGAUGAGCUGGGUGCUGCAAUAUGUCUGACAACUGUUGGUGAUGAGCUGGUUGCUGCAAUAUGUCUAACAACAGUUGGUGAUGAGCUGGAUGAUGAAUACAGCAGCCAAUCACCUCGAGCCAAGCAAGAUCCUGGGAGGAAGGAUUAG
Molecule: messenger RNA, 1377 nt
Organism: Haliotis rufescens (red abalone)
Lineage: Eukaryota; Metazoa; Mollusca; Gastropoda; Lepetellida; Haliotidae
Exons: 1
Coding region: 1-1377 (458 amino acids)
Source: RefSeq, a predicted model, not a curated record